AUGGGCAAUAUUCGGGUCUUUGUACGAGUUCGACCCCCUUUACCCGAAGAGGUGGAAAACGAGCGCUACGUUUUCUCGCCAAAACAUGGUCAGGAUGAUGUUUGGGAGGCGACCGAGCCACUUAUUCAGAGUGCGGUGGAUGGAUACAACGUCACUAUCUUCGCUUACGGUCAGACAGGAUCUGGGAAAACUUAUACUAUGCUUGGUCAUCCUGGUAGUGAAGGUAUAAUCAGCCGAUCGGUGCGAAAGCUUUUUGAUACAAAACGGGAAAUGGAAUCCUUAUCUAGAAGCGCGACGACGGUGGAAAUGUCAGUUGAGCUUCUUGAGGUUUACAAUGAACAGGUUCGUGAUCUACUUGCGCCGAACGCCGGUCUCAAUGGUCGCGAGAUUUCCUUGAAGGUAACGUCGCAGGAAGUGGUCGGCAACCUUUGUGUGUCAGCAUCUACUGAAGACGAAGUAAUGAAAGUCCUUGCAUUAGCGCAAAGCCGUCGAUGUGUCAAAGCUACCUCCUCCAAUUCACAGAGUUCUCGAAGCCACAUGCUAUUUACAAUUCAUUUUGCUGUAACCACGAAGAAUGGCAUCCAACGGAAGGGUAAGCUCAACGUUUGCGACUUGGCAGGGAGUGAAAGGCUAGACAAGAGUGGUGCAAACACGGUUGGCGGGGCCUUGCUUCUUGAAACACAGAACAUCAACAAAUCUUUGAGUACACUGUCAAAUGUCAUUGAGCGCCUUCAAUCUGGUAGCGGAAAUGUCCCUUUUCGCGAAUCAAAACUUACCUUUUUGCUUCAGAAUAGUCUCGGGGGAAACUCGAAGACAUUGGCAAUUGUUUGCUGCAAUCCUUUGCCGUCUCAUUUCCACGAAAGCGUAUGCAGUUUGCGCUUUGCGGAAAAGGUCAACAAAGUUGAUCUCAAAAAGGCAGUAGCGAACUUUAGUUGUUAG
This is a messenger RNA of Phaeodactylum tricornutum CCAP 1055/1, 939 nucleotides long. It is a transcript of the gene Pt-KIF7, whose product is annotated as kinesin family-like protein. Gene Ontology annotation, biological process: microtubule-based movement. The transcript is spliced from 3 exons. The record is from RefSeq and is a predicted model, not a curated record. Bases 1 to 939 code for a protein of 312 amino acids. Gene Ontology annotation, cellular component: microtubule; kinesin complex. Lineage: Eukaryota; Bacillariophyta; Bacillariophyceae; Surirellales; Neidiaceae. Gene Ontology annotation, molecular function: ATP hydrolysis activity; microtubule binding; ATP binding.